AUGUCGCCGGGCGUCGCCGGCGCCGAUCGCACUGUCGAGGUCUUUACGCGUCAGAACCUCUACGCCAAGGCCGUCACCGCCGCGGCCGCCGCCCUGGCCGUCGAUUCGCACAUCGCCGAGGAGGCGGGGAACCCUGGCAACGGCCGCAUGAACAAAGUCAUCUGGACACUGUGGGAGGAGGACAACAGCUUGUGGCAUCGGUGGUUUCCCCCUUUCAGAACAAAGGAGCUCCCUUACGUUGUGCGUCGAGCACAUCAAAGCUGGCGACAGCACAAUCCGUCGUGGAACUUCACCGUGCUCAGUGGUGCUACAGUGGGGCGGUACAUGGAUGCAUCAAAGUUGAAGUCCACAAUGACAAUCCAAGCCAAGAGCGACAUGAUCCGACUUAAUCUUCUCAACAACCACGGUGGUGUGUGGGUGGACUCAACAAUGCUAUGCAUGAUGCCACUUGACAGCUGGAUUUGGAGUUACCUGACCACGCGCGAUUACUUCAUGUUCGGCCAAAGCCUCUGCUCGUGGUUCAUCGUGAGCAAGCCACACUCUCAGCUCAUCUCACGGUGGGUCACGCAGGCAGAUCUGUAUUGGGCGAAUCGCACAACCCCGAGUGGCGCGGUGGGGCACAAACAGGACUACUUUUGGAUGGACGGUACUUUGAUCGAUUACAUGAUACGUCAUCCCAAAUUCAGGGAGCGCCUCGAGUCGCGCCCUUCGCUGCCGUGUGGCGGUGAAUGCUCACCGCACAUGGUUUUUAGUGGUUCGCAUUGCAGCGAAGACUAUCCCCAAAAGAAGCUCUCGCCGAUGGUGAGCAGAUGCAUCAAACUGGGCACACUGCCACCUGCAGUCAAGCUGACGUACAAAAGAGGCUGCGGCAAGGCGGCGGUUACUGAGGCGAGUCAAGGCACCAAUGCUUAUGAGCUCAUCGAGGCUUCCUUUUCGCGACGAGGAAAUUUCUCUUCCUAUCACUUGUCAUAUCACAUGUCAGGCCAGGUCACGGGAGCGUCGGGACGGGGAGGGAGGGGGGUCGAUUCGCGGCAUUGGGGGCGAGGCGAGAGACGCUCGGCGACCGACCGGCAUCCGAGCAUGCUCGAGCCAACCCAGAGAGGAAAUUCGUAA
Molecule: messenger RNA, 1113 nt
Organism: Emiliania huxleyi CCMP1516
Lineage: Eukaryota; Haptophyta; Isochrysidales; Noelaerhabdaceae
Exons: 2
Coding region: 1-1113 (370 amino acids)
Biological process (GO): mannosyl-inositol phosphorylceramide biosynthetic process
Molecular function (GO): mannosyltransferase activity
Source: RefSeq, a predicted model, not a curated record